This is a messenger RNA of Monomorium pharaonis (pharaoh ant), 734 nucleotides long. RefSeq names its product probable salivary secreted peptide. Lineage: Eukaryota; Metazoa; Arthropoda; Insecta; Hymenoptera; Formicidae. The record is from RefSeq and is a predicted model, not a curated record. The transcript has a single exon. The coding region runs from base 81 to 482 and encodes 133 amino acids.
AUUGUUCGUAACGCUGACAGAGCUUGAGUUGCCUUCUUGUAGCGAUAGCAACACAGUUUUCAAGUGUGAAACAAGCCAAAAUGUCGGCGUACAAGUACAUAAUCGGCCUGGCCGUUUUGGUCGCCGCCCUGUUGACCGUCAGCACCGUACCAUCCGCUAGUGGAGCUUUCGCUUCCUAUGCUCCUGCCAACAAAUCGCACCAUUUGAUCGUCGGCUACAGGAUGCCCGGCGAUAGACUCGCCCUCAGAGUAGGCGUUACCAAGAAUUCAGGCUGGAUGAAGGUUCAGGUUGUUGAAAAAACCUUCAAUGUUUCAAUGUGGGAACGUAUCACUAUGGUUGAAGCGCUGGACCAGAAGACAAACGGAAACGGCGCGUACGCUAACAUUCUGCGAGGUGGACCCGGAUACAGCAAUGUCACCAUAAAGUUUAAGAGUCAGAGGGGUCACGGCAUUAACUUUAUCGUUAAUCUUUAUUCACGAUAAAUAAUCAACCACAAUGGAAACAGUUCCUGUAACUGGUAUGACGAUUUCUGACUGCAAUGGAGAUUAGAAUGGAGAAGUAAAACAAUCAAUCUUAAAAACUACAUUAUCUAGUAUGUUAUGAGUUAUUUAUUAUUGAAAUACUGUUGCUAUUGCUGCCAAAAGAAGAUAAUUCACUAAAUAUUUCUGUUAAUCACAUUAGUUUUUUAAUGUAUUGUAUAUUAUCAAUAAAUCAACACAAUCAAUGUAAUUAUA